UUUCAUUUAUCCUCAAUCUGUACUUUAUCCAGGGCAUGGAACCUACAGGUAGCAAAAGGUACAUUAAUCUCAUGUGCAUCCUAAUGAUAGGCUCUGUCAGUGCACGGUCAAUUUACCACAAAGAAGUUCACGGCCAUCCACAUGCUGGGAACCUGGGUGAGAUUGACCACGAGUGCUGGGAUGCCUCAUCACGCAAGCUGGUGGAAAUGAAAAAGCUCAGAGUUUCAGAUACAAUCAUAGGCCUUUGGGAUUUCAUGAUAUAUUUGAAAGAAUCCACUAACCCCAAGCACAAUACGCUCUUUGAUGGCCUAGCACAGAACUUCUGGGAUAUAUACGUGGAUUGUGUCCUCUCAAGAUCACAUGGAGUUGGCAGAAGACAAUUAACAAGUCCAAAUCAUUUGUAUAAACUACAUCAACCAUUGAUAGUUAAUUUCAGGAAAGACUGGUUGUUCACUUAA
This is a messenger RNA of Pelobates fuscus (common spadefoot toad), 458 nucleotides long. RefSeq names its product family with sequence similarity 237 member B (gene FAM237B). The record is from RefSeq and is a predicted model, not a curated record. Lineage: Eukaryota; Metazoa; Chordata; Amphibia; Anura; Pelobatidae. The coding region runs from base 36 to 458 and encodes 140 amino acids. The transcript is spliced from 2 exons.